GGGAAGGAAACUCGAGCAAGAAAUCGAGCCGACAGCAAUGAAAUAAUUCAAAUACUGCGUCGUGUCGCAUAGAAUGGCAUCUCGGUGCGCUAGAUGAUUCGUGUCUUAACUCAUUACUAUUCUACAUCGUCCGCGGAACCAUGCCUCAGAAAGAGUACUGCCCAAAGGGAUAUCAAGAGAUCCAAUCCCAAGGGUCUAGCUCUGCCGUACAUCUUCACUCUGCAGACUCGAACAAACCAUCUUUUGAUUUUUCAUUUGAAACAAUCCGGGAAAAUCUUUUCCGGGUGACCUUCACUUCGCAAGACCGCCCUCUUCCUCCCUAUCCAAGUGUGCAGAAGCCGGCGACGGACUUGUCUGGUAUUCAGAUAUCUACGACCAGCGGCCCCUUCCAGAAAUCCAUUGAAAUUGGCAAUGUCAAUGCCGUAGUAGACUGGGAGAAUGCCCCAGUGGUCUCACUGUCAUGGAAAGGCGAUAAUAAGCCUUUGUACCGGGAUUUGCCUUUGCGCUCGUAUGUGGCAGACGGGGAGGGAGUUGCACACUAUUCGGAGCAUGACCGUACAGCGUUUCACGUUGGACUAGGAGAAAAGACUGCCCCAAUGGAUCUGACAGGCCGUUAUUUCCAGCUGUCUGCCACAGAUAGCUUUGGGUACGACGUUUAUAACACCGAUCCCUUGUAUAAACACAUCCCUCUUCUAGUCAAGGCAACCCCCAGCGGGUGCAUCGGUAUCUUUUCCACCACGCACGGCAGGGGAAGCUGGUCGGUCGGCUCUGAAGUGGACGGUCUCUGGGGACAUUUCAAGAUUUACCGUCAGGACUAUGGAGGCCUUGAGCAGUACCUCAUUGUCGGAAAGACUCUCAAGGAUGUUGUGAAGUCAUACGCGGCGUUAGUGGGGUUUCCUCUCCUUGUCCCCCGAUGGGCUUAUGGAUACAUUUCCGGUGGCUACAAAUACACCAUGAUGGAUGAACCCCCUGCUCACCAGGCACUUAUGGAGUUUGCCGAUAAACUCAGGGAACAUGACAUCCCUUGCUCUGCACACCAGAUGAGUUCGGGCUACUCUAUCGCAGAGACUGAACCGAAAGUGCGCAACGUCUUUACAUGGAACAGAUACCGAUUCCCGAACCCAGAGAAGUGGAUUGCCCAGUAUCACUCCCGCGGCAUUCGCCUGUUAUCUAACAUUAAACCUUUCCUGUUGUCAUCGCACCCAGAUUUUGAGAACCUACUGGACGGAAACGGAUUCUUCCGAGAUCUAGAGUCUGGCAAGCCAGGUUAUAUGCGACUUUGGAGUGCUGGUGGCGGGACAGGGGGUGAUGGCUGCCACAUCGACUUUACUUCAGCUGUUGCCUUCAAGUGGUGGUAUGACGGGGUUCAAAGCCUAAAGCGUGCUGGAAUCGACGGCAUGUGGAAUGAUAACAAUGAAUAUACCCUCCCAAGCGAUGACUGGAGAGUUAUCCUUGAUGAGCCGACGGUCAGCGAAGCGGCCAAAAAACAGACCAAGGAUAAUUCCGUUGGUCUCUGGGGUCGUGCUAUGCACACCGAACUCAUGGGUAAAGCCUCGUAUGAAGGGCUGAGAGAUAUGGAGCCCAAACACCGGCCGUUUGUCCUUACUCGCAGUGCGACAGCUGGGACUAUGCGCUACGCAACCAGCACCUGGAGUGGCGACAACGUGACGAGCUGGGAAGGUAUGAAAGGCGCGAAUGCCUUGUCUCUGAAUUCCGGGAUCUCUCUCCUACAGUGUACGGGCCACGAUAUUGGGGGAUUUGAAGGACCACAACCAUCUCCUGAGCUCCUUCUUCGAUGGGUACAAUUAGGUAUCUAUUCCCCGCGAUUCGCCAUCAACUGUUUCAAAACAUCACCCGGAAACAACUCCGUUGGCGAGGUUAUUGAGCCCUGGAUGUAUCCUGAGAUCACUCCUCUGAUUCGCGAUACGAUUAAACGCCGCUACGAGAUCCUCCCCUAUAUUUAUUCCCUGGGCCUGGAAAGUCACUUCUUUGCCUCUCCUCCCCAGCGCUGGGUAGGAUGGGGCUACGAGGUUGAUCCAGAGGUGUGGACAAAACCCCUAAAGAGAGGAGAAGAGCAGUACUGGUUCGGUGAUACAAUCCUUGUUGGAGGGGUUUAUGAACCGGGUGUGAGUGUCGCGAGAAUGUAUUUACCGCGAAAGUCGAACGACACCUUUGAUUACGGAUACGUCAACAUGAAUGCUCCGUACGCGUAUUUCGCUUCUGGCCAAUGGGUGCAGGUGGCUUCAGAGUGGCAGCAGAGUAUUCCGAUACUGGCUAAAAUUGGGGGUGCUAUUCCGGUGGGAAAAUCAGUCCAGACAAGAAUUGUCGGCGAUGAAACAGCAGCAUCCCUAGCAGUGGAAGAACUAGACGACUAUCGAGGAGUUGAGAUCUUCCCCCCCAAAGGCAGUUCGCAUGGCAAUGUAUUCUCCACGACUUGGAUGGAAGAUGACGGAAUCUCCGUUGACCCUAAGGUAUCUCGUUACACUAUCAGCUAUAGCUCCACUGAUGACAGGGUGCUGGUAAGCUUCACCAAGGAUGAAGAGAGCGGAUUUGUUCCUGCUUGGAAAAAUCUGGAUAUUGUUCUGCACAAUGGUGACCAGAGACGGGUUGUCUCGGACAUGGGUAAAACGGUUGAAUAUAGCCGGACCGAUUCACGCGGGCGCAAGGUAUAUACCUUGACAUACUAGAGUAUUCUUGAUACAGUGCAUGCUUCGCUAGGGUGUAAAAGAAGAAUACACAAGUUCGACUACAUCUUACUUCCAAGCUUCGGGUUGCCCUGCCAAUCAAUGAUUACAGGGAUACAUAUGGAAUGCUCUGUGGAAAGAAAGGGUUAGCUGCACAAGGGACACUCAGUCAAUCGGUACAGAGUAUUGUAAGAGUUUUUACACGUUCGAUUAGGAUUAUGGAUCCUAUAUUAUGUCUAGUUUU
This is a messenger RNA of Aspergillus ochraceoroseus IBT 24754, 2928 nucleotides long. RefSeq names its product putative alpha-glucosidase. Gene Ontology annotation, biological process: carbohydrate metabolic process. Bases 141 to 2687 code for a protein of 848 amino acids. The transcript is spliced from 3 exons. NCBI's taxonomy places the organism in Eukaryota, Fungi, Ascomycota, Eurotiomycetes, Eurotiales, Aspergillaceae. The record is from RefSeq and is a predicted model, not a curated record. Gene Ontology annotation, molecular function: hydrolase activity, hydrolyzing O-glycosyl compounds; carbohydrate binding.